ACGGGCGAAAGAAGGUUUGUUGCCCUGACCGAGAGCGGUUCACGGCUGCGGCUGUCGUUAGAUUGCUGAUGGCGAAUGUUGGAAGUGCGAUGGCGGAGAGGGAGGCGCGGUAAAAUGGCUAGAAGGGAUAAUUACAAGAGUAGGUGCGCAUGAUCAGGGGGGCGAUUACGCGGACGGAAAGGGAAAGGGAUUGGGAAAGGGAAAGGGAAAGGGAAGCCAGUGCUAAGUGUUACGCACCCGCCUCUUGCAGUGAUUUGCGGGAAGUCUUUUGACCGUGCUUUCUCCCGCAGCAGGCAACGGUGCGGACAGGAGUAUACAGGACUGGGAGUGAUAGAGCAUACAGGACGUCGCUGAUCUUCGCGUAGGGGUUUGGCGCGUGCAGGCAUUCUUGUAGCUUGCAUGGGGUCAAUGACUUGUGUCUCCUUUGUGAAGAGUGUCUCCUUGUGUUCAAAAUAAGCAAGUGGUAUUUGAAAGGCAGGCGAUUUGCACAUUUAUGCUCGGGAGUGCGUUUGCUGGGGCAGUUGGUCGGAGUUGUGGAAGAGAGAUUGAGGCAAAGGGUAACGCGGGGCUGGUCGCAUCUAGCUGCUAUGUUGAAUAAGACGUGCGUCGGGUGGUUGGCAGACUAGAGAGGAGUGUGCAGUAGCCUGCCAUUUUUAAGUGAUUUCUGUGGUAGUCUUAGCUUGCGAUCAAUCAUCGCGCCUGUACGUUGCGGUUAUCGCGCUUGCUAGCGUGGCAUAAUGAGCUGCGAGGACGACGAGAAGGCGCGCGUGUCCGCUGAUGGAGAUGCAGGAAGAGACCUUGCUCACCGGCAAGGUGACUGCGAUGAAGAGGGAAAUCCACAACAUGGCCAUGGGUCUGCCGGGCGCUUGACAGGGGACGCAAAAGUAGGUGUCAACGUGAACAAUGGGAGUGUGCGAGAGGCGGGAGAGGAAGAACGAGGGGGGAGGCGGGGGUUGUCUCCAGCUGUAAGCGGAGGAACGUCUCCACGCGAGAUGCGGAGUGGCGGCGGCGGCGGCGGCGGCAUUGGUGCUCCCGCGGCGGAUGAGAGAGCGUCGUUAGGUGAGAGAGAAAACGGCGGGAUGGACGGCGGGAAACCUAAGCUGUCGGGGAAGGAAGAUGUGUCGAAUCCGGUGGCGGCGGCGGGGGGAGGAGAUGCUGGAAUGAAAGAUGCUAGGCGGUCGCGCGCGAGGAGUAACAGCAGAAGCAGGAGUCGCAGCAGAAGCGGCGGACGCAAGAGAUCCCGCUCUCGGUCUAGGUCGCGAUCGCGAUCAAGAUCUCCUGCCUAUCGGCGGAAGGACUCGAGAAGGCGGUCGCGUAUGAGUCGCAGUCGCAGCGCUAGCCGUAGCAGAAGCCGCAGCAGCCGCAGUCCGCCUCCUAGAUCCCGAGCUCCGCGCAGCAGUCGGUCGCCGCCUCCGCACAGAGACGGCUCGAGGUACAGGAGGCGCAGCUACAGCCGUAGUGGCAGCCCGCCCCGCUACAGACCCCGCUCGCGCAGCCGUGAAAGAAAGCGCUAUGACUCUCGCUCUCGCUCCCCGUUCUAUCGUCGUGGCGGGAGGGGUCCGCGGUAUGCAGUACCGCCUUAUGGCAUCUACGGUGGAUAUGGCGGCGGCGAUUCCAUGGGCGGCUCUCGAUGGCAGAUGCAGAGUCCAGAGAUGUGCAGAGAUUUCAUUGCUGGAAGGUGCCACCGAGGUCCAUCCUGCAGAUACUCUCACUCCACGACUGGUUCUGACUCACAUGAGAGGAAAUACUCCGGACAUAUGGCUCCACUGUGCCGCGAUUUCUCGAAUGGGAGAUGCAGUCGAGGAUCAGAUUGCAGGUUCUCUCAUGAUUCAGGCGGCACGGGUGGAGGCUACUAGAGCUUGGUUGUGGAGUCUAUCCUGAUGUUUGCAAGGGAACAUGCGAAUUGUGUGCACCUUGCUUUCGUCGCUCGUGUGCUGUCUCCUCGAUGAUUGUCUGAUCAGCGGUGGGUAUUAUGCAUCCUUGAACUUAGUCGUCUAUGCAUAUCACUGGGAGCUUAACGCAGGUAAAGGUAGUGUACUAGCAUCGCCGGAAAGUCAGCCAAUGUGGUGUACAAUUCAGGAAUUCAUUCUCUGAUUCCGAUGCUACUGACGGGCUUACUUAGGCGCACCGGGGAAGUUGCUUGAUGCUGCAAUGAAUCAUCUGUUCAUCAAGUGGGGUCCAUGAGGGGAAAAGGUUCUUGGUUGGGACUCGGGAGGAGUUGUAGGGAAAAGAGUCCAGGUGCGUGGUUCAGAUAGGAUAGAAGAAAGGGGGCGUGCGCAGGCCCUAGAACAAAGUCUCUGAUUUUGAUUUUUGUCCGCUUUCUCGUAGCGGAAUAGAUCUACCAUUUCUUGUCCUGUGGUUGUGUCCAUUAUGAACCAGAUCAGAUGGCUUCUUCUCGGUGAUAGGUGUUAGUGAGCUGCAAUUUUGGAAAGGUGCAGGGGGCUCUCCGUGCCACUUAGUCAUAUUUUGGUGACGGCCACGUGGGUGAGUCUGACUGCUACUAGAUGGCUUCUUCUCAGUGAGAGGUGUUGAGUGAGCUGCAAUUUUGAACAGGUGCCGUAGGGUCUCCAAGCCAAAUAGUCAAAUUGCCGGUGACCGCCAUGUGGGUGCGGCUAAUUGGCAUCACUAGGUCAUGACUCGCUCCCCAAAAUGUGAGAAAUCGGGGCGUCAUUAUGGUUUUCCAUUUGGGUCAGCGUUUGCCUGAUUUAUUGUGGAUCACUUUGAGAUAGGCAAAUUGAAGCCUUAUUGUGGAUCACUGUAAGAGGAAAGAAAUGUUGGAUGGGUACGAUGUAGACAGGGGAGAGAGAGAGAGAGAGAGAGAGAGAGAGAGAGAGAGAUGGGGAAGUUGAUGUGUGGGGCAGGGAAAUGACAAUGGUCUGUGAGUCCCUUUUGAAAUGUCUUCUGGCCGAUUCUUGGGUGCAGUGUCCUCUUUUUAUGUGAUUACAAUUUGUUGAGUAUCGUCUUUUUGCCAAGAUACGUUUCGGGGUCCUUGAUGGAUCCUUUGGAUUUUCAUGCUUAUGUCUGAGUGGAAGAGGAGUUGAUGUCAUGGAGUAGGAGUAUGCUGAAGGUUAUCCUGACAUGUUUGAGCGGCAACUGGAAAGAGUCCUUGGGCAGGUGCGUAAGUGCAUGCUGUCACUGGCACAUCAAGGUUAAUGUCAGGUGUUGAUAGCCAUCGCAUUUUGUUUGUGCCUAUUUUUUUUAUUUUUUUUUAAAUUGCUUCGGCUGCUUCAUCGCAUUUUGUGUGUGCAUCUCAUGGUUUCAGUUCUAUGCAUGGAAUGAAUGAAACAACACUGUCUAUAUGGGAGCUGUUGGUCGAUAGGCGUCAUCUGUCUGUCUACAUCUUCACUAAAGCCCUGAUAAAUGCCAUUACUUACC
This is a messenger RNA of Chara braunii, 3375 nucleotides long. Lineage: Eukaryota; Viridiplantae; Streptophyta; Charophyceae; Charales; Characeae. The record is from the annotation of a GenBank genome assembly.